GGAAGGAAGUGGUUUUGUUUUAGCUGCAGACAGAGACAGCGAGUUUGUCUUUAAACAUGUCUAAAGUGGAACUGUUGAGAUCGUUGGUGUGUGAGCGUCUAACUGCUGCUGCUGAAGAAAUAUUUGGACUGGUGGAAAGAACCAUAGCAGAGUAUGAAGAGGAACUUUGUCGGUCAAAUCAGGAGAACGAGCGACAGCGGAAACUACUGGACGCUGUUUUAAAACCUCAAGUUCGGGUGCACAGAGCAGUUGUAUCUGCAGACGUUCAGCAGGACCCAGAGUCACCACACAUUAAAGAAGAUCAGACGCAACUCUGCAGCAGAUGGGAGGGAGAGCAGCUUCAUGGACCUGUCCCUGUGAAGAGUAAAGAUGAUGAAGAAGAAGCUCAAUCCUCACAGCUUCAUCAAAGAGAAAUUGAUGAGAAUGGAGAAGAGGCAGAGGUUUCAGCCUGUAGCUCAGCUCAACAGAUGGAAACAGAGAGUGAUGGGGAGAACUGUGGAGGACCAGAUGCAACCAGGAGCUUAGAUCCAGAUGGUUCUUUACAACCAGCUAAUGAUGAUGAGACUCCAGACUCUUCCAAACAAGCCGACACUGUGAAAUUAAAGGAGGCCCAGACAGGUGUAUCUGUCAAUCAACAAGCUGUAAAUGUCAGAACUUAUGACUCUUUUGAGCCUGAGGCUGAAAACAGUGCUGAUGACUUGAAGAAAACAAGGAAACUUCAGUCAGAGUUGAGAAAACUGACAAACAAGGGCAUUCCUGCAGGGGGUAGAGAAUGUAACACUGGCAAGAAGUCUCUCAGCUGCUCUGAGUGUGGUAAAACAUUUGAACCCAAGACCUGCGGUCCUCCAGGAGUGAAACCAUUUGUUUGCUCAGUUUGUGUCCAAAGAUCCACACAGAGUGCACAUUUCAUCACACAGAAGAGAACUCAUUCAAGGGAAAAAACCUUUAAAUGUUCGGUCUGUAACAAACAAUUUAGCUAUAAGUGUGAUGCUGUGAGACAUAUCAGGAUUCACACAGGAGAGAAACCCUUUAGCUGCUCAGUCUGUGAUAAAAGAUUCACACAGAGCACAGGUUUGGACACACACAUGAGAAUCCACACAGGAGAGAAGCCAUUCAGCUGCUCACUCUGUCCCAAACGCUUCACCCGGAGUGGUAUCCUGGCCAGACACAUGAGAGUUCAUACAGGAGAAAAACCAUACUGCUGCUCAGUGUGUAAUACAAGUUUUAGUCUGAGUCAGUCCUUGUUAAAACACAUGAGGAUCCAUACAGGAGAGAAACCAUUCAGCUGCUCAGUUUGUGAUAAAACAUUUACACAAAAAGGACAUCUGACACAACACAUGACAAUCCACACAGGGGAGAAAUCAUUCAGUUGCUGUGUUUGUGGUAGAAAAUUCACCAGACAGUCGCGUGUGAAAAAUCACAAAUGUGUCACAAAGAGCUACAGCAGUAAAUAAGACUGCGACUGGCCUACUAUCUGCCCAAAAUGGGUUUAGUCAUUGACAGGGCUCGGUACUCAAUAUCUUUUAGGUAUCACCUGAAAUAACCCGGUACCAAAUAGCAUGAAAACAUCUCCUUUACGCCCUGGAAGUCGCGACAUCCCGCCUCCUCGCCAGAUCUGCAGACUUUGUGUUGUAGAGCUCUAUAGAGCCUCUAUCCCUCCGGUGAAUGGUCAGUUUAAUGUCUGUCUAGUAGACACGUGCUACAUAGCUGCAGCUAAUAUCUAACACCAUGCAAACUGUUGAGUAAUAAUAUUAGCCAUGUGAUGCUAGCCCUGUGUGUACAGCUAGGUGGACUUUAAUAACUUUACCUUGCACAGAGCUCACCCUGAGUUUAGCAUAGAUGUGCUGUAUGUGGGAGCUAGAUCAAAUGAAUGACGCAUAAUUGGUAUGUUACAAUUUCAACACAAGUAGCCCAAUAGUCAUACUGGUUCAAAUAAACCAUUUUCCCAGUUUGUUGAGCAAGACUUUUGUGUUAAAGGAAUCAAAGGCCUGUCCCAUACAGACACCUGUCCCAAAUAUACACUGGUUGAGUUCAGUGAUCAAAGCAAAAAAUAGCCCGGGCUAUUAGUUGAAGUUUUAUGGGAAACUACACGCCACUCUGUUCACAUUAAUGGGUAUCACACGAUGUACUCUACUGAUAUUGAUAUUACUUUAAAGGUACUGGUAUUAGUACUGAUAAUAUAGCCAGUCAUAGUGGUUGAGGUAGAAACAACGUGAAUGUAUUUGAAAUACGUCCUUACACACUGUUUGUGCUACCAGGGCAAAGGGCAGGAAAGUAGCCUAGUAAAUGACUGAUGGGGUCUAUCUGACUGAAAUGGGGCAUUUAUGAUAACAGAAGCUGAUUAUCAGUGUGUGGAUUAUUUUUCCAA
Messenger RNA from Epinephelus fuscoguttatus (brown-marbled grouper), 2368 nucleotides. Its product is annotated as zinc finger protein 135-like. Gene Ontology annotation, molecular function: RNA polymerase II cis-regulatory region sequence-specific DNA binding; DNA-binding transcription factor activity. Gene Ontology annotation, biological process: regulation of transcription by RNA polymerase II. The transcript has 2 exons. The record is from RefSeq and is a predicted model, not a curated record. NCBI's taxonomy places the organism in Eukaryota, Metazoa, Chordata, Actinopteri, Perciformes, Serranidae. The coding region runs from base 57 to 1454 and encodes 465 amino acids.